CAACAACAACCCAAAAAGGUUGGUUACUGUCUAUACUGUGGAGACAAGUUUUAUCUGACGCCGUGCAUUCCACGGAUUAAAGUUAAUGUAAAAUUUAGUAAAAUGCUUAAAGCAAUUAACACUUCACAAACUUUCGCUCAGCUAGUUGAGACAAAGUGUGCUGAAAUAUUCUUUCGCAAAGAGAAUUGCUUCACGAUAAUCUGCUCGUAUUGCGAACUGAAGACUUUUAAUUUUGAAGAGUAUUUAUUGCAUUUCAAAAAUGCACAUCUCGCAUCAGAGAAAACUUCAAACAGUGAAUCUUUUGAGGAUGCAGUUGAGAUAAAAAUUGAAAAUUUCGAUGAAGAGCCGAAAAGUACACCAGAAGGAUGUAAGGAAUUAGAUUCCCACGCAGAAUUCGAGUCUUUAACUUCUAACUCGCCUAUUGAUGUCAACGUUAAAAAAGAGGUCGAUAUUUUGGAAGCCGAUAAUGAGUGGCAAAGUGAUAGGGAAACUGAUUACAGUAGUGACGAGCAAAGCGAUCAGGAUCCAGAGUUUGUUCCAAGGAUAUUGCAUAGCGAACCAAGGAAAAGCAACAAUCCAACCGAGUACACUUGUAAAGAAUGCAGUAAAAGCUAUAAAUUUGCUAAGAAUUUGGACCGUCAUAUAAAAAAAUGCCACUGUAAUGAUCCUGAAUAUUGUUGCGUACGGUGUAAGCAGAGCUUUAGCGAUGAGCGGUCGUUGAACGAACACCAGCGCAAAAGGCAUGCCGGUUUUCCCUGCGAAGAAUGCGACAAAGUCUAUUCGAGUAAAGAAGGUUUGACCAUUCAUCGAUAUAACCAUACAGGGGUGCGUAGUUUCCAUUGUACGAAGGAAGAUUGCGGCAAGUCUUUUUUUAAUCCAAAACAGCUAUCUAUGCACACUCGUUAUGUUCAUAAAUUGGAAAAAAAUUUUGUUUGCGAAGUAUGUGGAUACCGUACUAAGGGGCAGCCCUCACUGAUCGUACACAAACGAACACACACUGGAGAAAAACCAUUUAUUUGCAAAUUAUGUGGCAAAGGUUUUGCUUCAAAGUCAUUGUUGUAUGAACAUGAGCCUUCGCAUUCGACUGAGCGACCACACGUAUGCGAUGUCUGCGGAAGGGCCUUUGCACGACCCAAAGCUCUCUAUCAUCAUAAACAUCUACAUCUGGACGUAAAGAAAUUCAAAUGCACGCUCUGUGGACGCGCAUAUGCCCAAAUGGCUGGUUUGGCAGGUCAUAUGCGGCAGCAUAAAACGGAAAAGUCUGUAGAGCUCUACCCAGAAAUCCACCGGGCAACGGUAAAGCUCCGCUCAGAAUUGCAGCGGACGUCGGUAAAGCGCUGUCAAAAUUAAAACUCGCAAAGACAUAUGGAAUGGCUCAUAAUUGCGGCGGCAGCGUUUUUACAGCCGACGUUUUUCGGUUGAGUUAAAUUUAUUUCUAUUUUUACCGGUCAGCGAGGGCGGCACAAUGUUUAUUGAGUAUUGAUUGUGAUAAU
Rhagoletis zephyria (snowberry fruit fly) is the source of this 1493-nucleotide messenger RNA. RefSeq names its product zinc finger protein OZF-like. Lineage: Eukaryota; Metazoa; Arthropoda; Insecta; Diptera; Tephritidae. The record is from RefSeq and is a predicted model, not a curated record. Gene Ontology annotation, molecular function: RNA polymerase II cis-regulatory region sequence-specific DNA binding; DNA-binding transcription factor activity, RNA polymerase II-specific. Gene Ontology annotation, biological process: regulation of transcription by RNA polymerase II.